AUGGAAGCCAUGGAAAAGUUAAAGUCUGUAAUGAGCCUCAAGGAAGUGGCCACACAACACAGUGAAGAUAAAGCCAGGCAAGAUGAUAACCUGGGUUGGAUGACCCAACCUGGGUUAGAUGGCCCAACCUCGGCAGCAUUUGCCUUGCCUGUAAGUAGGAUGGAUAAGCCUGUGUUUACACACCCACUGGUUAAGACAAGAUUUGGAUAUUAUAUUAUUAUGGUUGAAUGA
Messenger RNA from Microtus ochrogaster (prairie vole), 231 nucleotides. RefSeq names its product peptidyl-prolyl cis-trans isomerase NIMA-interacting 4-like. Lineage: Eukaryota; Metazoa; Chordata; Mammalia; Rodentia; Cricetidae. The coding region runs from base 1 to 231 and encodes 76 amino acids. The transcript is spliced from 2 exons. The record is from RefSeq and is a predicted model, not a curated record.